Messenger RNA from Candida albicans SC5314, 285 nucleotides. RefSeq lists its product as uncharacterized. The record is from RefSeq and is a predicted model, not a curated record. The coding region runs from base 1 to 285 and encodes 94 amino acids. The transcript has a single exon. NCBI's taxonomy places the organism in Eukaryota, Fungi, Ascomycota, Pichiomycetes, Serinales, Debaryomycetaceae.
AUGUUUGUCAAUAAUACAAGAUAUUUACUACAGUCAUCGUCUACCGCUUCACCAUCAGCAAUACCCAGUAAAGAUUCAAGCCAUGGUAUAUUUUCCAUAAGUCAAGAGUACACCGGGUUAGUAAUAUUUUUUGCAUUGUGUUGUUUAUUUGUUCUAUUGGCAAUAUUCUACUUCCAAGAGAAUAGUAAUAAUCCAUUAAUGCUAUCGACCACGUACCAAGAAUUAAAACAGGAGUACAAUUCCAACCAUAAUAACGAUAACGAAAGUAAUGAUAACCACAGAUGA